Molecule: messenger RNA, 1100 nt
Organism: Exophiala viscosa
Lineage: Eukaryota; Fungi; Ascomycota; Eurotiomycetes; Chaetothyriales; Herpotrichiellaceae
Product: PAP2 domain-containing protein
Exons: 2
Coding region: 129-1100 (323 amino acids)
Biological process (GO): phospholipid metabolic process
Molecular function (GO): phosphatidate phosphatase activity
Source: RefSeq, a predicted model, not a curated record
CGUGCAAGCCAGCUUGCCCGUUCCUGGUCGUCUCUCUAUCUGCACAACACCAUGAAGCGUCCGUAGCGCACAUAAGCGCACCGAGUCCCUCCUGGCGCAUCACAUCGAGUGUAUAUAUAUACGCCUCAAUGAGGCAAGCGACCAAUGGCGCAACCGGGCUGGCAGGCUCCAUACAGAGGUUCUGGCAACGAUCGUAUGCUCCCGAUUAUGUUGGCUUUCUCCUCGUAUUGCUCGCAUUGAUUGGCCAACAAUUACUCGUUGAGCCGUUCCAUCAAAUGUUUACCCUAGACAAUCAUGCGAAACAAUAUCCUCAUGCUGAAAUACAGCGGGUCUCCUCCUCACAGAACAUUUUAUAUGCCGGUGUAGGACCUCUUGUCUUUCUCAUACUCUGGGCAGUGCUUGUUCGCCCGGGCGUCCACAGAGUCCACGUUACGAUUCUCGGCCUGUUCAUAAGCCUCUUCCUCACGACCUUACUCACCGAUAUCGUUAAGAACGCUAUUGGCCGACCCCGUCCAGACCUCAUCGCACGCUGCAAACCGAGACUAGGCACACCGGAACACGAGCUGGUCACCAUAUCGGUCUGCACCGAAACAGACCACCAUACUCUCCAUGAUGGUUGGCGUAGCUUUCCGAGUGGUCACAGUAGCUGGGCAUUUUCUGGGUUGGGAUAUCUGGCUUUGUUUCUGGCGGGUCAAUUACAUGUUCUCCGUCCGUCUGCAGACCUGGCAAGAGUGUUGAUCGUGCUCGCGCCAUUGGUGGGUGCUGCACUUAUUGCGAUGUCACGACUGGCUGAUUACCGACAUGAUGUUUACGACGUUACUGUUGGCAGUCUCUUAGGCAUGUCGGUGGCGUACUUGACGUAUCGACGAUACUAUCGACCCCUCAGACACCCGAAGUGUGAAGUGCCGUAUCCUAGCAGGGCAGAGUACGUCUCGGCUAUGGUUGGCAGCAAGGCCAAAGACUUGGAACGACAGCUCAACGAAGAUUUCUCCCUCGACGAUUUGUCAGAGGAUGAAGCGCAAGCAGUUCCCUUGACGGAGGUCAGGCCAGGGAGGUCAGGGCAAGAGCAGGAGCAGGAACACACCGCCGGUCCGCCUUAA